GGUUACUGUAGUUUUGGGUUAAGCAGAGCAGCUUCAUCUCAAGUUAACACGCCAGCUCUGGUUUCCACUCGUCCGCCGGUCUUUGAGCAUCACCAAACCGCUGCCACGAUGACGGAGGCGGAGGCGUUGGAGAAGAAGCAGCACAAGUCCAGCAACGGGAAUGUUCUUCCAGAGGCCCCCAGAGAAGACGUAUUUGAUCACACAUACAAGGAGAAAGAGGGCCCCAAACCCGCCAGGAUAAUCGUAUGGAAAAAUGUCAUAUUGAUGACUCUGUUGCAUAUAGGUGCCGUGUACGCCAUGUUCCUCAUCCCUUCCGCAUCUUCUUUGACCUUGCUUUGGUCCGUACUUUGUUUUUUGAUAAGUGCGUUAGGAGUUACUGCAGGAGCUCAUCGCCUGUGGAGUCACAGAUCCUACAAGGCCUCAUUACCUCUAAGGAUCUUUCUUGGUGUUGCUAACUCCAUGGCAUUUCAGAAUGAUAUCUUUGAAUGGGCUCGAGACCACAGGGUUCACCACAAAUAUUCAGAGACAGAUGCUGACCCUCACAAUGCCGUUCGGGGCUUCUUCUUCGCUCAUAUCGGCUGGCUGCUGGUGCGCAAACACCCGGACGUCAUUGAGAAAGGACGCAAGCUGGAGCUGAAUGACCUGCUGGCUGACAAAGUUGUAAUGUUUCAAAGGAAGUAUUACAAGCCGUCUGUGCUGCUCAUGUGCUUCUUCGUCCCCAUGUUCGUGCCUUGGUACCUGUGGGGGGAGUCUCUGUGGGUGGCGUACUUCGUCCCAGCUCUGCUGAGGUACACCUUGGUGCUGAACGCCACCUGGCUGGUCAACAGCGCGGCUCACAUGUGGGGAAACAGACCCUAUGACAAGAACAUCAACCCCAGGGAGAACAAGUUUGUCGCGUUCAGCGCUAUAGGUGAGGGAUUCCACAAUUAUCACCACUCUUUCCCCUAUGACUAUGCAACCAGCGAGUUUGGCUGCAAGUUGAACCUUACCACUUGUUUCAUCGACCUCAUGUGCUACUUGGGCCUGGCGACGGACCGCAAGAGAGUGUCCCACGAGGUGGUCCUGGCCCGAAUACAGCGCACGGGAGACGGAAGCCACCGGAGUGGCUAAGAUCGUUGAAUUGUGGUCAGCUUCAAGGCAAAACAACCGAAAAGAAGAAGCUUCACAGUCCUUUGACAGCUAUACAUUUCUCAUCCUCUGAGGAUAAAAGUCAGCUUCGUGAGGGCCUUGACCACAUUUUGCUUGUUUUUGUGGUUUUUGUAGCUGUACCUAAACAAAAUUGUUCAAGAUGGAUAACAAACGCGUUUUGCUAAGCCCUUGGCCUCUAUGGUUUCUAUUGUUCAGUCAGGCCAAGGUCUUGCAAAGAUGUUUUAGAUUUGAAGUAGAUGCAUUUUUAAGUCAACUUCAUUCUCCGCUGUUUUGCCACUUUGGUGUGCAUUUUUCAUGCAAAGUCAUGUAGCCGAUCAUUUUUAUGUAAGUAUUACUCAAUUAUUAAUCCAAAUAGACGACAAGCGGAGCACUGAAACAUGGAGUAACAUUGCAACUGAUGAGGUGAUUGUUGCCUUUUAUUGUAGUUUACAGCAGGUUUUUACCUUUCGAGCGCUCUACGAUCUGAAAAUAAGGGACGAGAGUUUGAAUAAUAUUUUGUGGGGGGGGGGUUGCUGGCUUUAACGAAAUAUGGCACAUGAUGGAAGAGUGAGGGAACCCAGACGAUCUUAUAACCUGGCUACACUGACCACGCCAGAGCUGUGUGGAAACCAAGUCGUGCAGUGUGUGUUGCGGUGUGUAACCUGGUUUUCUUCUAACCGAACCAAAUAUGUUGGGAAAUCAAAGGCUUUAGAAAAAGACGCACACGUGCUGUAUUUAGUGUGUGCUAUAAUGAGGUCAAGCUUGGAAUGAAAUUAAAACUGCCGUUCAAUAUUAACAGGAAAUGCUAAAUGUAAUUUUAACUUAGAACCAUGCAGCGUUUAAUUGACUUUUUUUGUGUUUUAAUGACUAUAUCAUAUUGCCAAAAGCGUGCCAAUUGCCGACAUAUUAUAUUAUAACCAUGUGAAUGGUCCACUAGAGCACACAAGGUCGAUACCGCUUCUUCACUCAACAUCAUUGUGCAGGUUUUUUAACAUCGUGGCAUCAGUGGCUUCGCUUCCUCUUGAGAGUUUAUCCAACAUGUCCUUCUUUUUUGUCCCGAAACAUCUGCAGCAGAGAUCUGGUCGGUCGAUGUCGCAGCCGGUCACGUGACAGUUCUGGUGUUACAAAACAACAUGCCACCCAUGCAUGAUGAUGUGCUGUAGUAGGUGUUGUAGUGAGGUGUUUCGUCAGUGACUCUGAUGGCAGAACCGUGUCUAUUUUUGUAAUGUGCUGUGGAGCUGCAUCGCUUUUGGACCAUCAGAACUGUUGCUGUGGCGAUUUCUGCAGCGGGCUCUGGUUUGGCUUUGAUGCCCCACAAAGCUGAUCGUCAUUGCAGAAUUUCAGGUGCAUCGACGUUUCUGUUCAUCUUCAAUUCUGGUGUGCGGAAUGCUUUUAUUAUUUAUGUAUUUAUUUUGGUUUUUUUUUUCUCCUUAUUGACAAAAAAAAUCGCUCUAAGGUGAACCUUUUUCUCCGUUCCAAGAUUUGGCAGUGGAGCUGCAACGAUCGGUCGAUUAAUCGAUUAAUCGUCAACCAUUUUGAUGAUCGAUUAAUCGUUUCAGUCAUUUUUCAAAUGACUUUGCUGCUUGUCUUUGUCUUUUCUGAUGGUAAAUGAAGAGUCUUUGGGUUUUUGGACUGUUAGUUGGACAAAAGAAGCAAUUUGAAGACAUCACUUUGGGCUCUGGGAAAUUGUGAUGAGCAUUUUUCACAAUUCGUGGACAUUUUGUGGACUUAACGAUUAAUCGGUUGAUCAGGAAAAAUAAUCUGCAGAUUGAUCAGUGAUGAAAGUAAUAGUUGGCCCUAUUUGGUAGAAAGUCUCGUAAAAAGUAUACAUAUAUAUCAAAUUGGAGCACCUGUUUGUUUUUUUCCCAAGAGUCAGGAUACAACCUAAUGCCUUAUGACUUGCAUCCAUUCCUGAUCGUCUCCACGUCCUGUCGGUCAAGACAAAACGGUUCAAGUACCACGAAACAAAUCUGACCGAGGUCCAUGUUUACAGGCUGAGGCACCGGGCGGAACAUCGUUUUUAUUCUGAACAUUUAAUUAAGGCAAAUGGUAGCAUGACAACAUUAAGGUACUGUAAAUGCGAGUGGAGGAUAGGUUCAUACACACUUGACGCCUGGCGCAAACGUUCAGUCGUGAGAUUUAACUGGCAAAAUUCGAGCCCCGAUGGAUGUGCCAACCAGUUCAAGCCCAUCGCGGCGUCUCGGUAUGAAAACCUCCAAACGAGGUGCUCCAUGAGGAAUCUCAGAGCGCCUACCCAAACCCGACAAUACACCACAAGCCAUGCACGACUCCCGCAGCCCAGAGCGCCAAAAUCAACACUUUCCUGACGACGAGGGGGCUCAGAAGGCUGUCACUCUGAAUGAUUAUGUCAAAUCUCAACUGUAUUCUAUUCUGAAAUAAAAGUCACAAUAUUUUCAAUA
Chelmon rostratus (copperband butterflyfish) is the source of this 3548-nucleotide messenger RNA. RefSeq names its product stearoyl-CoA desaturase (delta-9-desaturase) (gene scd). Gene Ontology annotation, cellular component: endoplasmic reticulum membrane. Bases 109 to 1110 code for a protein of 333 amino acids. The record is from RefSeq and is a predicted model, not a curated record. NCBI's taxonomy places the organism in Eukaryota, Metazoa, Chordata, Actinopteri, Chaetodontiformes, Chaetodontidae. The transcript has 6 exons. Gene Ontology annotation, biological process: unsaturated fatty acid biosynthetic process; response to fatty acid. Gene Ontology annotation, molecular function: stearoyl-CoA 9-desaturase activity; iron ion binding; palmitoyl-CoA 9-desaturase activity.